AUGUGUCACCGUUCCUCGUACUCUCCAGGUAUUGGCAUCGACGACCUCUUUGUUAUGUCGGCGGAGUGGCAUCGAACAAAUCCAGACCAUUCACCAGCCCGUCGUAUUGCCGACACUCUUUCCGAAGCUGCUGUUGCCAUCACAAUCACGUCUGUCACCGAUAUUAUGACAUUCGGCAUUGGCAUUUUCACAACACUUCCAGGUGUGCGGAUGUUCUGUCUCUAUACCUGUCUCCAGGUUACCUUCACCUACAUUUAUCAGCUGGCACGUUUCUUCUCCACCUGUUUCUCAAGUAUUCGCCUCGCCGGACACGAUGGAAAAUCAAUGGGCACUCGAUCCGUCUCUGGCUAUUUCCGGAAAGCACUAAACCGAACGCAUCGGGUGAGGCGUCAUGCGAUACAUGAUUCUGCAGAGUAG
Messenger RNA from Cooperia oncophora, 417 nucleotides. NCBI's taxonomy places the organism in Eukaryota, Metazoa, Nematoda, Chromadorea, Rhabditida, Trichostrongylidae. The record is from the annotation of a GenBank genome assembly.